GGAUAUCUUGUAAAUUCAGUUGCUGUGAGGUUAAAUCGGGUAAGUAGAUAACUGAAACGACCGUUACCGUGCUUUUCCUAUGUGGGUGUGUCAGAGCUCCACAGUUACUGACUAACACACUAUUUACUCCUCUUUUUCCCUGAGCCAGCACUUUACAUCUAGUCGGGUUUUACUCCAUGUCUCUCAGGACCAUUGUGCACUUUGACCCAGAGGAUAUCCUGUGCUUUCUCAGCAGUUGCAGCUUUAGUGCACUAAAGCCAACAGACAAAAGUUCUCCACAGUUUGGGGCACUUCAGUUGCUACAAAAAGAGGAUUGUAUUAUUCUCCCAAGCAGAGGACAGACACUUUGAAAAGCCUCAAUUUCAAGCUUUGACAAUGAUGGAUGAAGUGAGAGAUGUUUCCUCUGUCCUGAGCGUCCAUGUUGAUAACAUCAGGAUAACAGAAGUGCUGCAGGAUGGAGACAUGCUUACCUUUAUAAUUGUAUCUCAGAAGCUGUCUGGGACAGGGGAGUACCAUGUGGACCGGACCUGUGAUGACUUUGAGUGGCUGCAGCAGCACUUGUUCUCUCAGGAGGAUGUUCCCGGGAUACAGGGAGUAAUAUUUCCCCCUCUUCCGGUCAGGGCUCAGGUGAACGCAUCGGCCAAGGUUGUGAAACAGCUUGGUUUACUUGGUUUAGGUGAGUGGCAGCCCUACUGCAGUGCUCUGGAAACCUUCCUCAGGCAGGUCGCCGCACACAGCAUACUCAGCAAAAAUAAAGCUGUGGAGGUCUUCCUGACUAGCGUGGAUCCUCCUGGGAGGCAGAAAAUAAAGAAAAACAUAUUCAACCGACUGAGCCAAGCUGUGGAGGGGAUGAGAAAAGAAGGCCAUAAGGAUGUGGAUGAGUUCUUUCAAACCGAGCGUGAUCAUAACCUCUUGCUCACUAGCUGCACUAAGACCGCCGCUGAGAAAUUCCUAGACCUGGUGCUGACCGAGCAAAAAAUUGCAGUGGCUUUUGGGCACUUCUCAGCCUCUCUGCAACUCUGCGUGGAAGCAGGGGAUGAUCCAGAGAAACAAGCUUUCUCUCGUGUUUGUGUGAAACUGUCUGAAGUCUUUGAUUCUAUGAAGAAAAGUAUGAUGAGUGUGGCUGUGAACGACGUGAGCAGCCUUGGACUGGGCCUGGACCUGGAGUCUCGUUACCAGGAGGCAGAGAAGGAAAUGCUCUUCAGGAGAACUUGUAAACUGGUGGAGUUAGAGAACGCCACAAAGAAUGCAGAGAAGGCCAAACCUGUAAAGAAGACUGCUAUGGAGGAGGUGAAGACAGCAACGGAGACUGAGUUUGAGCAGAUUUGUAAAGUUGCCAAGCAAGAGAUUCUUCACUUCAAACGCGAACGCGUGGAAAUGCUGCAGCGUGCUCUGGUUCAGUGGAGUGAAAAGCAGCUUCUUACGGCCAAAGAAAGUGCCGAGGUGUACAAGCAGCACCUGCAAGCCUUUAAAGCCAUGGCCUAA
This is a messenger RNA of Menidia menidia (Atlantic silverside), 1485 nucleotides long. NCBI's taxonomy places the organism in Eukaryota, Metazoa, Chordata, Actinopteri, Atheriniformes, Atherinopsidae. The record is from the annotation of a GenBank genome assembly.